Molecule: messenger RNA, 987 nt
Organism: Protobothrops mucrosquamatus (brown spotted pit viper)
Lineage: Eukaryota; Metazoa; Chordata; Lepidosauria; Squamata; Viperidae
Gene: ARHGAP19
Product: Rho GTPase activating protein 19
Exons: 7
Biological process (GO): signal transduction; regulation of small GTPase mediated signal transduction
Cellular component (GO): cytoplasm
Molecular function (GO): GTPase activator activity
Source: RefSeq, a predicted model, not a curated record
AUGGCGACGGAACCGACUGGGAGAAAAGGUGCAGCUGGGCAAACGUAUAGUGAUGCCAUUUGCAGUUUUGUUAUCUGCAAUGAGUCUUCCCUUCAGCGGCAUCAGAUCAUCUUUAAUCCAGACUUCUUUGUGGAGAAGCUGAGACAUGAGAAACCUGAGGCAUUCACAGAACUUGUGGUCAGCAACAUUACCCGAUUGAUUGACUUGCCUGGAGCAGAACUUGCUCAACUGAUGGGUGAGGAAGAGCCCCAGUUGCCUGGUGGGCCUAGCAUUUCCUCAGGUUUUUUCCGUUCCUUGAUGUCUCUUAAACGCAAAGAGAAAGGAGUGGUAUUUGGAACACCAUUGACUGAAGAAGGCAUUGCUCAAAUAUCUCAACUCAUUGAGUAUUUGCACAAAAAUUUGCGGACAGAAGGCUUGUUCCGAGUGCCAGGAAACAGUACCAGGCAACAGAACCUGAAAGAAGCUUUGAAUAGCGGAACAGAAAUUGACCUGGAUUCCGGCGAGUUUCAUUCCAAUGAUGUGGCCACUUUGUUGAAGAUGUUCCUGGGAGAAUUACCAGAGCCUUUGCUGACUCACAAACAUUUCCAUGCACACCUUAAAAUUUCAGACCUGGUGCAGUUUGAUGACAAGGGCAACAAGACCAGCAUUCCAAAUAAAGAGCGUCAAAUUGAAGCACUGCAAUUGCUCUUCUUGAUCUUACCAGCUGCCAAUCGCAAUCUGCUCAAAUUGCUAUUGGAUCUGCUCUAUCAAACAGCCAAGAAACAGGAUAGGAACAAGAUGUCAGCACAUAACCUUGCUCUUAUGUUUUCACCUCAUAUUUUGUGGCCCCGAAAUGUGACUGCCAGCGAUCUGCAGGAAAACAUUAACAAACUGAAUAAUGGAAUGGCUUUCAUGAUCAAGCACUCACAAAAACUCUUCAAAGCUCCAGUAUAUAUCCGGGAAUAUGCCAGGCUACAUUACUUGGAUUCCAGAACUCAUGCCUCAAAG